GAUAAGCAAUGUUUCUCUUCCAGGGAAUCGUGUAAGAAAUCGGUGCCCGGUCCCGGUAUUUUAAAACGCAGGCUACUUCAAGGGAAUCUUUAGCAGCCAUUUCUUUUCGUUUCUUCCACAGACAGUACACUGCCUCAAAAAAAGGUGCGAUGGGUGCUUACAAAUACUUGGAAGAGCUUUAUAAAAAGAAACAGAGUGAUUUGCUCAGGUUUUUGUUCCGAAUUAGAUGUUGGCAACUCCGCCACUUAAGUGCAAUUCACAGAGCUUCACGACCAACACGUCCAGACAAGGCUCGCAGAUUAGGUUAUAAAGCCAAACAAGGAUAUGUUAUUUACCGUAUCCGUGUCAGACGUGGAGGACGCAAGAAGCCAGUCCCAAAAGGUAUCACUUAUGGUAAGCCAAAGGGAGAGGGUGUUAACCAAAUUAAAUUCCAACGCAGCAUUAGAUCCGUGGCUGAGGAGCGUGCAGGUCGUCACUGCGGUGGGUUACGAGUAUUAAAUUCAUACUGGAUUGCGCAAGAUUCGACAUACAAGUAUUUUGAGGUCAUCAUGGUUGAUCCACAUCAUAAAGCAAUUAGAAGAGAUCCUCGCAUCAAUUGGAUAUGUCGUGCUGUCCAUAAACACCGUGAAUUACGCGGCCUUACUGCUGCUGGUAAGAAGAACAGAGGAAUGGCUAAAGGACAUGGCUUUAAUAAGGUCAUUGGCUCCUCUCGACGUGCCAACUGGAAAAAGCAUAAUAUUGUAUCGCUAAGACGCUACAGAUAAUUGUACUGGUCACAGUGAGAAGAAGAAAAAUAAAAUA
Messenger RNA from Hydractinia symbiolongicarpus, 801 nucleotides. Its product is annotated as 60S ribosomal protein L15-like. Gene Ontology annotation, cellular component: cytosolic large ribosomal subunit; ribosome. Gene Ontology annotation, molecular function: RNA binding; structural constituent of ribosome. The record is from RefSeq and is a predicted model, not a curated record. The transcript is spliced from 3 exons. Bases 150 to 764 code for a protein of 204 amino acids. Lineage: Eukaryota; Metazoa; Cnidaria; Hydrozoa; Anthoathecata; Hydractiniidae. Gene Ontology annotation, biological process: cytoplasmic translation.